Molecule: messenger RNA, 2320 nt
Organism: Rosa rugosa (rugosa rose)
Lineage: Eukaryota; Viridiplantae; Streptophyta; Magnoliopsida; Rosales; Rosaceae
Exons: 6
Coding region: 320-2131 (603 amino acids)
Source: RefSeq, a predicted model, not a curated record
AGAAAGAGAAACACCGAUGAUGUUGGGUUCCGGGCACACGCGCACUCCUCCAGCGCUUGUUCCACACUCUCCAUCCGCACUAUUAUCUUUUCCUUGACCCCAGUGUGAUCCGAGAUUCUCUCUCUCUCUCUCUCUCUCUUUCCCUCUGUCGCUUAGAAAUCAUGAGAUCAUAGUCUCUCUCUCUCUCUCUCUCUAUCUGGUACGUUGUGCAAGAAUGAAAAUUUAGUGGAGGUUCAGGAAGAAGCAGGAGCCCAGAAGCAGAUAGUUUUGAUGUGAAAAAAAGCUCUCUGCUUUUGGGGUUUCUACAUCUUGAAGAAAAAUGUUGAUGCGAGGAGAUUUUGAUCUGAAUUCGAUGCAACCGUAUACUGGUUCUCUGAACGAUGUCUUGAGGAACACUAUGCUCAACCAGGAUCUGGUAUUUAAAGACCAGGUUCAUGAACUCCACCAUCUAUAUAGGACACAGAAGAUGCUGAUGCAGAAUCUCGACGGAAAAGAGUAUCAUAGAUACAAUGUCAGCAAGGCGAGUGCUCAGUCAAAUCUGUCGCAUUGGACAAAUUCUAUGAUAGAUGAACCAAGGGACUUGUUUGAAGGACGCAAGAGUACAUGUGAUAAGAUUCAGCCGAGGCCUCUUGGUCUUAAGCAUCCCUUAGAUCCGCUCAACAAACAUAUUGAUCCAGCGGAGCUGAAGCUUUCCCUGAGAAUUCAAGAGGACAGCAGGAGGGAGGGAAGCACCAAGAGAAAUUGGUUUGGUGUAGGAUCUCAUUCUUCCUCACCCAUUGUGAUUGAUUUAGAGGAAGAUGAAAGUGACUGGAAUCCUUUCAAUAAAGGAUUAAAUAGGUGUUCUGGUGGCAUCUCAAUUAACAAGUUAUCCACCAGGAGCCAACAGUUCAGUUCAUAUGAAGCAGGGCUUCUGGACCUUAAUAAAACCCAGCCCGAUGAUUCAUCUUGUCUCUCCAAUGAUCCUACAGUAGUCCAUCCUUCAACAGCCAGCUCAUCGCAUGCUUUCCGUGGGUUGGCUGGCAAGAUAAAAGAGGGCACUGUUUGUUUCACUGCUGAGAAAAAGGAACAUGGUGGAAAUUUUUCUUCCUUGAAUUCCACCAGGGAAAAUGAGAAAACAGAAUACCUGGGCAGGAGUUUGGAAGUUGAUGGAUUUAGAGCAAGUGAAAUGGACCGUGCAAGUUUGGAGGCAGCUGUGUCUAGAUCCAAAUCAGACAUUUGUGAAGCAGUUGGCUGCAACAGCACUGACCCCAAAAAUGGAAGUGAUGGGUUCAUCCUGAAACUUCUAAACAGUCGAACUCAUUCAUGUGCAGCUUCUAAACAAGCAAACUCGGAGAACACCAAAGUAGAAGACCCUGUAUUUCCAUAUUCUGGUCAUAGUAAAAAAACAGAUCAAGAUGGACAUGGCAAUAUAUCUUCUUCGGCAAGUAAGCCGUGCUGCAUUGGUGAUAAUGAUUCCAGUAGUGUGAAGACCAUACUAUCUGAGGUUGAGUUCGGAAACUCAAACCCUUUUUCUUCCGAUCAGUUUUCAGCGACACAUGUAGGAUCUCAAGUUUCGGAAACUUUAUUGGGUGAGCAGGACCAAAGAUCUUCCGACAGCAGUGAAUCUAAACACAAAUGCAUCAACAGGGAAGAAGAAUCAGCUGAAGUGGAUGCUUUGACCAGCGAGGCAGCUGAAGCACUUCUUGGAAUGUCAUUGGAGAGCUCCUUUUGUUAUCAAGAUUCUGCUGGCAAAGUGGGAGAAUCAAAUAAGGUCGAAAAGGAGAGUGAGAAACCACAGUAUUCUUGUGAUUUUUUUGAGUUAAUGACACUAACCCUUAUGGAGAGCAAUGUGGAUGACUAUUCUGUGUCAUCAAAUCCUUCUGAAGUAAGUUUCACAGAAAAUAAGGAUGUCGGUUUAAAGUUCAGAAGGGGAAGGAGAUUGAAAGAUUUUCAGAAGGACAUACUUCCUGGUCUGGCAUCUCUUUCCAGACAUGAAAUUCGCGAAGAUAUAAACAUUAUGGAGGGAGUUUUAAGGUCAAGAGAGUACAAAAGAUUACAAGCCAAAAUGGCUGAUGGUCACGGCUGGUGUACUCCCGUCAGAAACAAACGUUCGAGACUGAACCAUGUUACGCGGAGGAAAAAAUUCUUAUGAGAAGAUUUUGGUGAAGACCGAGAUUUGAACAAGUAUCAUCUCUGUAACCAUUUACUGCAUAUAACUUUUAGCUAGUAUCAUUUAGUUAAUUUCGAUUACACGUUCUGAUCUUAGUUUUAGUGCUGGUAAUUGGAUAAAGGUUUAUCUCACAAGACACGUAACUCAUGAUUGUAGUCCUUUGUUUCUUCA